Molecule: messenger RNA, 1180 nt
Organism: Arabidopsis lyrata subsp. lyrata
Lineage: Eukaryota; Viridiplantae; Streptophyta; Magnoliopsida; Brassicales; Brassicaceae
Exons: 2
Coding region: 1-798 (265 amino acids)
Biological process (GO): rRNA base methylation
Cellular component (GO): cytoplasm
Molecular function (GO): rRNA (uridine-N3-)-methyltransferase activity
Source: RefSeq, a predicted model, not a curated record
AUGUGUACACCAGCUGCUGCAACUUUGGGAAUGAAGCAUAGGGAACUGGUGUUUGGAUUCUUCCAUGGUGCAAGCCAUAUGCUAAGAGCUGAUGGAGAAGUUCAUGUCUCUCACAAAAACAAAGCACCUUUUUGUCAUUGGAAUCUUGAGGAGCUCGCUAGCAGAUGCUUUCUUGUGUUGAUUCAACGUGUGGCAUUCGAGAAGAGAAAUUACCCAGGUUAUGAGAAUAAGAGGGGAGAUGGGUCUAGAUGUGACCAACCUUUUCUUUUGGGAGAGUGCAGUACUUUCAAGUUCAAAUUCUCUCUCGUGGCUAAAGAGCUUUAUGCAGAGAAGGUGAAAUGGAGAGAAGAGAAGGAAGGAGAAUCAAAGUAUCCCCAAGAUUUAUCAACUCGGGGGAUGAAUAACAAACAUGCCCGUUUUGAAGAUAGCUCGAUACAUCUUGAAUUGCCCAGAUGCACUGAAAGAACAAAACAUCAUCGUAAAGAACAAUUUCUUGAAUGUACUAAACGGUUCAAUAGAGUUUCUCUUGAAAUGCAUAAUGGAGAAUUACAGAAAGCGGUAACACGGACGAGCUUUCCUCGUGAGUACACUAAAGAAUCACAAGAAAGAUGCCGCCUACUUUGUCAAGACUUUGCAGUACAAGCUAGUCAAGAACCGUUCCCCAAACGCUCUCUCCGCUUCAGUGGAGUUUCUCAUGGAAUUCAUAACGGGAGAGUACGAAAAAUGUUGAUACGGAACAGCACUGGAGAAUCACGAAAACGAAGGAUGAGGAGGCAGAGGAACCUUAAAAUCAGGUAAAUAUAUCCUUGAUAGUUGCUUGUAUUAAGAAAUAAACACGCUAAAUCGAUAUUGAAUUUUUCUAGGUGACUCAUCUCCAAAUUAAUAACUUCAAGGAGCUUUUGAGGAUAACUUUGAUGGAAACAAGAUGACUGAAACUUGGACUCACUAACAAAGCCUGCAUUCUACGUUCUCUUUUGUUUUUUAGGCUGAUUACUGACAUGGAGCUGAGUUUCAUAAUUAUUUAGGAAUUUGCUUGGUUUAACCGCAGCAGCGUUUAGUCACUAAAAGUACCCCAUAGCAGCGUUUGUGUUUUCUUGUCACUAACGCUAUAAACAGAACGCAUUUUCCAAUCAUUCAUUUUAAUUUGGUGUAAAAUCCCAAUCGUCAUUUCCAAUUUUAG